UAGAGCCCCGCCAUCAACCUUAUCGUCUUAUCUAGUGUCUUUUUUUCUUGACUUUCUUUCAGUUCAAAACUCAAUUCGUCUGAAUUAUUUUCUCUAGACGAAACACUCUUAACAUGUUGAUUUAGGGUGCUCUUGAUAUCCUCUUAGAAGGGGCUAAGAUGUCGGAUUUAUCACCGUUCCUAAAUCCCGGUCCUCGGACGAAGCCGAAUACACUCGCUCUAGCUCACUUAUCCCGCGACAGCAUCCAACCCAUCUAUCUGAACGACACCUCAGAUGCCGUUGAUGGAUACGCUGAGGGAGCGGUAUUAAAUACACGAUUUGGAUCUUUUCCACAUUCCACUUUACUCGAUAAACCAUGGGGUUCGCAGAUUCGUGCCUCAGUCGUAGAUACCGGCUCUAGAGGUCGAAAAUUGAAGCUCAACAAUGGCGCAGAACCGGAAAAUGAUAUGGAGGAUGCUGGUUCGGGUGUUGUAACAACGAAAGACGUUAAAACUGCGUCAAGCGGUUUCAUCCACAUAUUACCACCCACGCCGGAACUAUGGACAACAAGUUUACCCCAUCGAACUCAAGUUGUAUAUACGCCCGAUUAUAGCUACAUCCUUCACCGCAUCCGCGCGCGACCUGGUAUGAAAAUAAUCGAAGCCGGUGCAGGAAGCGGCAGUUUUACACAUGCUGCUGCUAGGGCGGUCUAUAAUGGUUAUCCGAGAGAUGCGCAAGAUACGAGAGGGAAGGUUUUCAGUUUCGAGUACAACCAAGAUCGAUAUGAGAAGAUGCGCCAGGAGAUUAGCGAUCACCGCUUGGAUAAGCUCGUUCAGAUUACCCACAGAGAUGUUUACAAUGAUGGCUUUUUAGUUGAUGGCGAAAGUCCCGAAGCCGAAUGUGUUUUCCUCGAUCUACCAGCGCCAUGGAAAGCUCUCCCUCAUCUAUCAAGACAAAAGCCAACGCCAACUCAACUCUCAAACAGCGAAGUAGGCAGUCUUGAUACGGGUCCGGAAUGGAAAUCUCCUCUACAUCCUGGCCGGACCGUCUAUAUUUGUACAUUUUCUCCGUGUAUUGAACAAGUUACCAAGACCAUUGACGUUAUGCGUCGAUUGGGAUGGAUGGAUAUAGAGAUGGUCGAAGUCGCACAUAGGAGAAUACUUGUUAUGCGAGAGCGAAUUGGGUUAAACAUACCGGCAGGAGAGCGAGGGUCGAGUCAGACAGCAGCCAAUGCUACAGAGGCCAUCACGAAGCUAAAAGAAAUCGAGGGUCGAUUCAAGAAUCAACAGUCCCGAACCCGUGACGUUGAUGUCGACAUGGAGGACAAUGAAGAUAUUGCGAGUAACGCUAAGCCCAUGAAUGGGAAGAAAGAACCCGAUUCGCCAAGUGACGAGGCCGAAGACGAGACGUCAAAUAAGCCAUGGAUGGCUGGAAGGCUAAUUCAUCGAACCGAGCCAGAGCUCAAGACACAUACCUCAUACCUUGUCUUCGCUGUGCUUCCACAGGAAUGGAGCGAGGCACAAGAAGCAGCAGCUUUCGCAAAUUGGCCAUGCGGUAAUGAGAGCAAGGUCAUCGGUAGUCUGGACAAGGAAGCUCGUAAAAGGGAAAAGCGAGAACUACUUCAGGGGAAGAAGCGAAAGAAGGAUCCCGGAACUAAUUCGGAAGGCGGUCGCGCUUCAUCACCAAAGAAGAGCAAGGCCUCCUAGCUGGAGAGUCGCGAACGAAUGAGACUAUGAUACCCCGACCAUUUGGGUCAUUCAAUCAAUGAAAUGAAUUACUUUCACUAACAUACCAUC
This is a messenger RNA of Annulohypoxylon truncatum, 1775 nucleotides long. Its product is annotated as tRNA methyltransferase complex GCD14 subunit. Gene Ontology annotation, cellular component: tRNA (m1A) methyltransferase complex; nucleus. The record is from RefSeq and is a predicted model, not a curated record. The coding region runs from base 159 to 1685 and encodes 508 amino acids. Lineage: Eukaryota; Fungi; Ascomycota; Sordariomycetes; Xylariales; Hypoxylaceae. The transcript has a single exon. Gene Ontology annotation, biological process: tRNA methylation.